This is a messenger RNA of Pelobates fuscus (common spadefoot toad), 2135 nucleotides long. RefSeq names its product myotubularin related protein 6 (gene MTMR6). The transcript is spliced from 14 exons. Gene Ontology annotation, cellular component: cytoplasm; membrane; nuclear envelope. Gene Ontology annotation, biological process: phosphatidylinositol dephosphorylation. Gene Ontology annotation, molecular function: phosphatidylinositol-3,5-bisphosphate phosphatase activity; phosphatidylinositol-3-phosphate phosphatase activity. Bases 120 to 1985 code for a protein of 621 amino acids. Lineage: Eukaryota; Metazoa; Chordata; Amphibia; Anura; Pelobatidae. The record is from RefSeq and is a predicted model, not a curated record.
UCCGGACCAGGAAGUGUCUCCCGGUAACAGCUGCCGCAGGAGGAAGCGAGAAGGCUUUGGUUAUCAGUGUGCCCCGUCCAUGCAGGACCACAACCUAAACCACAACCGCAAGCCCGAACAUGGAGCACAUCAGGACUACCAAGGUGGAACAGGUGAAAUUACUGGAUCGGUUCAGUCCUAGCAACAAGUCGACCUCUGGAACUCUGUAUCUCACUGCGACCCACUUACUGUUUAUAGACUCUGUAAAGAGAGAGAUCUGGAUUUUACACCAUCACAUUGCUGCUGUUGAGAAGCUUGCCUUGACUACUACUGGCUGCCCUCUAGUGAUACAAUGCAAGAAUUUCAGGGUGGUGCACUUUAUAGUCCCAAGAGAACGUGACUGUCAUGACAUCUACAACUCACUCGUACAGCUCUCAAAGCCAGUGAGCUAUGAUGAUCUCUACGCAUUUUCUUAUAACCCAAAACAAAAGGAGUCUGAAAGAGUCCUUGGCUGGCACCUUCUAGAUUUGAAAGAGGAAUACCAACGUAUGGAUGUGCCAAACAUUUACUGGCACUGGUCGGAUGUUAAUCGGGACUAUAAGGUGUGUGACACAUAUCCAAAGGACCUUUAUGUCCCUGUAAUGACAAGCAAACCUAUUAUUGUGGGAAGUUCAAAGUUUAGAAGCAAGGGAAGGUUCCCAGUGCUAUCAUAUUAUCACCAGAAGAAUCAGGCAGCAAUUUGUAGGUGUAGCCAGCCUUUGUCUGGCUUUAGUGCAAGGUGUCUGGAGGAUGAGCACAUGUUACAAGCUAUCAGCAAAGCCAAUCCCACAUGCAGGAGUAUGUACGUCAUGGACACAAGACCAAAGCUCAAUGCUUUGGCUAACAGAGCAGCUGGGAAGGGAUAUGAAAACAUCGACAACUACUCGAAUAUUAAAUUUCAAUUUGUUGGAAUCGAAAAUAUUCAUGUUAUGAGAUCCAGUCUGCAAAAACUCUUAGAAGUCUGUGGGACAAAAGGCUUGUCGGUUAACGACUAUUACAGUGGUCUCGAAAAUUCUGGAUGGCUGCGCCACAUCAAAGCUGUACUGGAUGCCUCUGUCUGCUUAGCUAAGGCUGUACAUGACGAAAAGGCCAGCGUGUUAGUACAUUGCUCCGAUGGCUGGGAUCGUACUUCUCAAGUAUGUUCGCUGGCAUCCAUGAUGCUGGACUCACAUUACAGGACAAUUAAAGGAUUCAUGGCUUUAAUCGAGAAGGACUGGAUUGCAUUUGGUCACAAGUUUUCAGAGAGGUGUGGGCAGCUUGACAGUGACUUGAAGGAGGUCUCCCCAGUUUUCACCCAGUUUCUGGAAUGUGUCUGGCACCUCACUGAGCAGUUUCCAAGAGCCUUUGAGUUCAAUGAAACAUUCCUUCUUCAGAUUCAUGAGCACGUUCACUCCUGCCAGUUUGGCAACUUUCUAGGCAACUGCCAGAGGGAAAGAGAAGAGCUAAGAUUAACGGAAAGGACACAUUCUUUGUGGGCGUACCUACUGGCAGAAGAAAGCAAGUAUCACAAUCCUAUUUUUGAUGAGGGCUCCUUGGAGACGCUUGAGUACUUGGAACCAAACACCAUACACUUUAAUUUCAAGCUUUGGAGAAACAUGUAUCAUCAGUUUGACCAGGCAAUGCACCCACGACAGUCUGUAUGUGGCUUGCUUCUAAAAAUGAUUGACGAAAGCAAGGGUCUGGAAGAAGAACUCAAACAGCUAAAACUGAAAAUCAGCAAUCUGAAGAAAGAAGAGUUUGCUAGCAUAGAUUCAAUCUGUCCCGAUAGUGAAGGGUCACCCAAGUUGAAAGUAUCUCCCUGUUACACGAAGGAGCCAGCUAUUCACCCACUUAAUGACACCAUUCGGACUGUAGAGGGCAGCAACACUGCAGACAACCGCUAUGCUGAAUAUGCAGAAGAGCUGUCGAAAACAGAGACUUCUGUUGUCAGCCUUGAGUUUGGGGUUGCUAAAAUGACAGUGACUUAAAUAUUGCCUUGUCUGGAGGAGACUACAAUGUUUGUUAAACCAUCUAGUAGUAAUCCAGCUUUCAUCUAAUGGAAUUACAGCUCGUGAAACAAAUGCACGUUCAGGGAAAAUGGCAAAAUAGUCCUGAGCUCAGUUUAUAUGUGUGUUCUU